Molecule: messenger RNA, 1734 nt
Organism: Pocillopora damicornis (cauliflower coral)
Lineage: Eukaryota; Metazoa; Cnidaria; Anthozoa; Scleractinia; Pocilloporidae
Product: neuropeptide FF receptor 2
Biological process (GO): G protein-coupled receptor signaling pathway
Cellular component (GO): plasma membrane
Molecular function (GO): G protein-coupled receptor activity
Source: RefSeq, a predicted model, not a curated record
CUGAAUUGCAAAAGAGUUCUAUAGCCUGAAACGAUUGACAUUUCGUCUGCUCGUAAUGAGCUUAAUCUCUUCCAGUUUUAAGUUUUAUAUUAAGCAAUUUUUCCUGCAUGUUGGUGUGCACUGUAUAAUCUUGUUCUCGUCAGCGGAAUAUCAGGCAGGGAAAUGCUAUAGGCCAGGAUUUAACUAAUUUGUUAUCUGUCAAUGUCGUUAAAAGGCAAUUAGAAAAAGAAAAAUUACAGGGAUCGAAGGAAAACACAGAGGAAAAUAUCGUGUAAGUUACUAACUUCAUUUUAUAAAGUGCCACGGUAUGAAUACACAGAAACCAGUUAGAGAAAUUACACGAGCCUAUAGAAUUUUUCUCCGAUUAUGUUCUUGUGUUCGUUUUCUAGGUGGUACCGCUUCUUCAAAUGGCAAACACGACUAAGGAAAAUAUAGUCAAUAUCUCUACCAGCCCUCGAUCGAACUUUGACGUCGAUCCUUUGCUCGUUGCACAGUUAGUAAGCUUUGCAGUCAUCGUUCCUUUAAAUGUUUUGGGAAAUGUUUUAAUUUGCUGGAUUGAACUAUCGAGGAAAGUAGUCAGAAGCAGCAGCUUUUUCAUACUAAAUCUUGCCAUCAGUGAUUUAGCGGUGGGCCUCGUGAGUAUUCCACUCGACAUCACCGAGAUCCUCUCAGACCAGUGGCCCUUCUACGGUUUCGUGUGCAAGUUAGUCUACCCUUUCCAAACCGUUCUUAUGGCUGUGUCCGUCAUCACACUACUUUGCAUGGCUAUUGAACGUUACAGAGCAGUUGUUACACCUUUUAAGUGUAAGCCAACGAGCCGAUUUAUUAUUAAAGUCAUUGUCGUUGCAUGGGCAAUGAGCUUUCUACUGGUUACCCCGUAUACCCUAAUUUUGAAAAUGAAGAAUGGCAAGUGUGUAGAAGAUUGGCCAAGUCGAGAUCACGUCAGGAUCUACACCGUCAGUGUUUUCUCGGUUCUGUACCUUUUACCACUAACCCUCAUCACCAUCUUCUACACAAGAAUUGGUCUGUAUGUGCAGAUGGAGGCCCAGAGGUGGAAAUCAAUGGUAAGAUGUUAUGGUACUUCCAUACGUCAGGUGCGGGAAAUCGCACAAUCGCGGCACAGACAGAAUACGAAACUUAUAGCAGCAUUUAUAGCUGCAGUGAUGGUGUUUGCAGUAUGUCAGUUACCCACCCACGUCAUUUGGCUGUGGCAUGACUUCGACACUAAAAGCGAAGGGGAACGUUUAGAUGUUGUGAUGCCAUUCUGCCACAUUCUAACAUAUUUAAAUAGUGCCAUUGAUCCAUUUAUCUUUGGAAGCCUUAAUGCUCAGUUGUUACGAAAGAAAGUAAGAUCAAUGUUUAACUUUCAAUGUUCGAAAAAACACAGCAUCAGUUGUCUCGCCUCAGGUAAUAGUAAAUACAGUAAAGGACGGAAAGAGUCAUCAUCGAGUGCUGAGACUGAGAUGCAAAGACUGGAGAACGACAUAAAGGAGACCAAUGUUUAGUGUAAGUGGUUAGUAGUUCCCCCUUUUUAUGAAUACUAAUCAAUCUUCACUUGUAAUCAGCAUGUACCUGUUGGCUAAAAGCGGUUGCAGAGGGGAAAAAACCGCGAAGACGGCAAUACUUUUUAAGCUACUCCGGAAUAUUGUGUUACCUCCAUUGUGGAAGGACUUUGAAGAACUGAAAAGUUCUAACUCAACUAUUUCUUAAAUAAAGGCAUCAUCUUCAGGCUUC